Molecule: messenger RNA, 1075 nt
Organism: Drosophila biarmipes
Lineage: Eukaryota; Metazoa; Arthropoda; Insecta; Diptera; Drosophilidae
Gene: Naxe
Product: NAD(P)H-hydrate epimerase
Exons: 2
Coding region: 122-949 (275 amino acids)
Cellular component (GO): mitochondrion
Molecular function (GO): NAD(P)HX epimerase activity
Source: RefSeq, a predicted model, not a curated record
GCCGUUCAGCUCCCUGCCUGACAUCUGGCAACUCCGCCAGAACUUUCCACCUUUUCCGAGACGAAAAAGAUUUUUAAAACCUAUUUCCCCAGGGAAGUACCCCAAAUUGCAGUUGGACUUUAUGAGCCUGCUCUAUCGGCGACUCGGAGCUUCCUUGAGGGGCAUUCCCCGGACCUGCCACCCACUCAGACACCCAGAAACCAGACGACAACCGAGGGACCCUUCGGAAACCAAGCGAUUCUACGCCGGCAAAGCGAUGGGCUUGAAGUACCUGAACCAAAAGGAGGCCAUCGACGUGGACCAGGAGCUGUUCACCGAGUACAGGUUCAGCGUGGACCAGCUGAUGGAGCUGGCCGGCCUGAGCUGCGCCCACGCGGUGGCCAAGUGCUUUCCGGCGGAGAAGCACCCGCGCAUCCUCGUCUGCUGCGGCCCCGGGAACAACGGGGGCGAUGGCCUGGUGGCCGCCCGGCACCUCGCCCUGAUGGGCUACACGCCCACCAUCUACUACCCCAAGCCCACGGCCAAGGCGCUCUUCGAGAACCUCAGCCACCAGUGCCGCCGGAUGGAGAUCCCCAGCCUGGCGGAGUGCCCCUCGGUGGAGGGGGCGGCCUGCGACUACGACCUCAUCCUGGACGCCCUCUUCGGCUUCAGCUUCAAGCCGCCGGUCCGGGCGGACUUCGUCGCCGUCGUGGAGCUGCUGCAGCAGACCCAGCUGCCGGUUGCCAGCGUGGACAUCCCCAGCGGCUGGGACGUGGAGAAGGGCAAGCUGACCGAGUGCGACCUGGAGCCGGCUCUGCUCAUUUCCCUGACGGCCCCGAAGCUGUGUGCCCGCCAGUUCCGCGGAGCACACCACUACCUGGGCGGCAGAUUCGUGCCCCCGGCGCUGCAGAGCAAGUACGGGCUGGAUCUGCCCCAGUACCCGGGCAACGAGCUGUGCGUCAAGCUGUGAUCUCCAAUCCAAAUCUGCGGUUCCAAGCCGCUUUUCAUGCUUCCGAGACGGAAAGUGGGUUUGAAAAGUGACUGGAGAAGGUGGUGGGGCCAAAUAUAUAAAUAAAGCAUUUACCCAUAAAACCAA